AUCUAAUUCACCUUCAACAUGGCUGGCAACCCCCAAUCUAUCUUGAAAUGGCUCAGCCUAUUCGCAAUGGUGCUGAGAGCAUUCAGUGGCGAGACCGAUGAGCUAUUUCUGGACCUUGAUGUUGAUCAAGUUGCAAACGGAACGGCAGGUUCGUGGAUUCAAGCCCCGUGGGGUGAAUCAUAUGUGUCUGCCGUACGUGAAAGUCGUUACGGUGAUGCCGUAUGGGCGCGGUAUCAUAUGGAUGGUCGAGCUGUGGGCAACAUCAUCGAGGCAGACAACACUACUGUGACAAAGGAGCUGCUUGACGAUGCCAUGGGCUACAGGCUCGGCAAUCCGGAACUCUACAACCAAGUGGCCACCAGAUACAACACCACUAGCUCGAACGACGGACAUCGGGAACUUGUCGACAUUAUCAUCGGUGCUCUAGAUGAAGACCUCAAGGCUCUUGAAAAGCGGGAUGUGACCUACACUAUCAAGUGCAGCAGCUCAAAUCUAGCCCCACGUAGUUCUUGCUACGAGUUGCUUCAGGACAUGAACCAGUACGAAACAGACCUUGGCUCAACGCGUACAAUUGACUACUAUGGUGGUUGCUGGUUCAGGGUCGGGCCUCAUGGUAGUGGGGCCGAUCUUACGUGGUAUAAGGCACAUGCGGUUGGAAAACUUAUAUACGAUGAUUGCCCACGAACCAAAGCUUGUUGUUCAACCGUAUAUGUUUCGGGUUACUCGCCUAAGAACUCGGGGCACCGCAAGCUGUGUUUGAGCUCGAAGUCCACUGGUUGCUAGUGAUUCGGCUUUUUCGGUCCAAGGAUAUCUGGUUUGCAAGAAGUUUUGACCUGAAUAACGCCGGUUCCUCGCCAACGACCCUUGAACCACGUGACAGCCGAAGGAAUACAAACCGAGCACCAAUGGGAGUUUUUUGAAGGUUAUAUUGGUAAUUACAACGUUGUAAUUAUCCAAGAUGUUGCCACUUCAGAGGUUGAUAGAAUGAAAGAAUGUAGCGAUAAUACUGCGACAUGAGCCAGGUGCAUAACUA
Molecule: messenger RNA, 1033 nt
Organism: Aspergillus piperis CBS 112811
Lineage: Eukaryota; Fungi; Ascomycota; Eurotiomycetes; Eurotiales; Aspergillaceae
Exons: 2
Coding region: 19-783 (254 amino acids)
Source: RefSeq, a predicted model, not a curated record